This is a messenger RNA of Rosa chinensis, 516 nucleotides long. RefSeq lists its product as uncharacterized. Bases 42 to 494 code for a protein of 150 amino acids. The transcript has 5 exons. Gene Ontology annotation, biological process: proteolysis. The record is from RefSeq and is a predicted model, not a curated record. Gene Ontology annotation, molecular function: cysteine-type peptidase activity. Lineage: Eukaryota; Viridiplantae; Streptophyta; Magnoliopsida; Rosales; Rosaceae.
UGGACCCUUCACAGAUUGGAGCAGCUGGAAGUGGAAAUACAAUGGAAAGAUCGCGUUUUCUAUCAAAUAGGUUCACAACUGUAGAGAAGGGCCAGAUUUUUUUGUUACCGUAUAAUGCAGGUAACCAUUGGAUGUUGACUGUUGUCAAUCCGGAGGAAGAAACUAUCUAUUUCAUGGAUCCAUUGCGGCGUCGACUAGUUGGUGGAGAAUGGCAAACUGUUGUAGAAAAUGGGAUCAAAAUUUACAAUGCUCAAAGAAAUAGGUCUGGCCGGAAAUCAAUAAUGUGGCAAAACAUGGGGGGUAUUCAGGCACAACAAAAUGUGAAGGACUGUGGCAUAUUCAUCAUGCGGUACAUGAAGGAAAUAAUUAAGGAUAAGAACCUGGGUUUUGCUUCAAAGUGGCAGCGACGAUCCGAAUUGAUCUACACCCAAAAGGAUAUUGAUGUUGUGAGGUCAGAGUGGGCUAAGUUUGUGAUGAAGUAUCAUAUUUCAUAGCUGUGAUAGUUGUUCAAGGCAG